CUGGAGUGCAACCAGAAGGGUCAGCAUGGACAGCCUGUCACCCGGGGAACCACUUGACCAUCCUUACCAGGAAAAACAACCUGCCAGGGAGUGGAGGAUUUUCUGUCAGCUCUUAGUGAGAAGAGAAGGCCUCUGCCUGCUGGCGCCUCACCGUAAGGGUCCUGGAAGCACGGAACCUGCCCUGGGCUGACAUGUUGAGUGAGGCCGACCCGUACGUGGUGCUACAGCUGCCAACUGCACCAGGCAUGAAAUUUAAGACCAGAACAGUCACCAACUCCACUCAUCCUGUGUGGAAUGAGACCUUCAGUUUCCUAAUCCAGAGUCAGGUCAAGAAUGUUUUAGAGCUUAGCAUCUAUGAUGAGGACUCAGUCACAGAGGAUGACAUCUGCUUCAAGGUUCUCUAUGAUGUCUCAGAGGUCCUUCCUGGUGAGCUGCUCCGGAAGACCUUCUCCCGUCGUCCCCAGGGAGAGGAGGAGCUGGACGUGGAGUUCCUGAUGGAAAAAACGGACCACCCAGAAAACCUCAUCACCAACAAUGUUCUUGUGGCUCGAGAGCUGUCAUGCCUAGAUGUGCAUCCGGACCUCACAGGGGGUGCUGCUGUGGUCACAGAUCAGGAUAAACUGGAGCUGGAGCUGGAGCUGAAGGGCUCAUAUGAGGACACACAGACAUCUGCCCUGGGCACAGCUUCUACCAUCCGCUUCCACUACAUGGCAGCCCAAGAGACAGAGCUGCGUGGGCACCUGAGGAGCUCCUCAGGCAAUGUCUGGAACUGGGAUAACUCAGCAACUAAUUGGCACUUCACCAUGCCUGUGAGGUCCUUGGCUGAGGGGAAAGAAGUGACCAUUGAUGUUCCUGCUGCAAAUGCCCCAGGAGUGAAGCUGCAGCUCAAGGCAGAGAGCUGCCCCAAGGACUCAGACUUGCACCUGGGCUUUGAUCUGUGUGCAGAGGAGCAGGCCUUCCUGAGCAGGAGGAAGAAGGUGGUGGCCACGGCCCUGAAGGAGGCCCUGCAGCUGGAUAGAGACCUGCAGGAGGAUGAGGUCCCCAUUGUGGGCAUUGUGGCGACAGGAGGAGGUGCCCGGGCCAUGACUGCACUCUACGGCCACCUAUUGGCCCUGCAGAAGCUGGGUCUUCUGGACUGUGUGACCUACUUCAGUGGCACCUCAGGCUCUACAUGGACAAUGGCUCACCUAUAUGGGGACCCUGAGUGGUCACAUAGGGACCUUGAGGGUCCCAUCAGACACAUCCGAGAGCACCUUGCCAAGAGCAAGCUAGAAAUCUUCUCCCCAGAGCGCCUGACAGGCUAUCGCAGGGAGCUGGAGCUACAGGCUAAACAGGGCCACCCUACAACCUUUGUGGACCUGUGGGCCCUGGUGCUGGAGUCCAUGCUACAGGGCCAGGUGAUGGAUCAGAAGCUGUCAGGACAGAGAGCUGCACUGGAGCAGGGUCAGAACCCUCUGCCCCUCUACUUGGGCCUCAAUGUAAAGGAGAACAAUCUAGAGACGCUCGACUUUAAGGAGUGGGUUGAGUUCUCCCCCUAUGAGGUCGGGUUCCUGAAGUACGGGGCCUUCAUCCCUCCUGAGCUCUUUGGCUCUGAGUUCUUCAUGGGGAGGCUGAUGAGAAGACGGCCUGAGCCCCGCAUCUGCUUUCUGGAAGGUAUCUGGAGCAACAUUUUCUCCCUGAACUUGCUGGAUGCCUGGUAUGACCUGACCAGCUCCGAGGAGGGCUGGAAGCAGCACAUCAAGGACAAGAUCAGGAACAUAGAGAAGGAGCCCCCUGCCUCCUCCGGGACUUCCUCAUGGCUGGAGGCCUUGUGGCUGCAGCCGGGAUCAGCCCUGGCCCAGGCAUUUAAGGGCUUCCUGACAGGCAGGCCGCUCCACCAGCACAGCCCCAACUUCCUCGGGGGCCUCCAGCUGCACCAGAACUACUAUAGCCAGAAAGGCUUCUCUACCUGGGCAGACUGCCAGCUAGACUCCAGGCCCAGCCAGCUAACCCCCCAGGAGCCCCAACUCUGCCUGGUGGACCCCUGCUACUUCAUCAACACCAGCUGUCCCUCCAUGUUCCGGCCGGGCCGCAGGCUGGACCUCAUCCUCUCCUUCGACUACUCUCUGUCCUCGCCCUUUGAGGCGCUGCAGCAAACUGAGCUGUAUUGCCGGGCCCAGGGGCUGCCCUUCCCCCGAGUGGAGCCCAGCCCUCAGGACCAACGCCAGCCCAGGGAGUGCCACCUCUUCUCUGACCUCUCCUGCCCUGAGGCCCCUCUCCUGCUGCACUUCCCGCUGGUCAAUGCCUCCUUCAAGGACUACUCAGCCCCUGGUGUCCCACGCAGGCCCUCAGAACUCCAGGCUGGCCAAGUGGAUCUCACAGAGGCCACCUCCCCCUACACGCUGUUCAACAUGACCUACAAGGAGGAAGAUUUUGACCGCCUGCUACAGCUCAGUGACUACAACAUGCAGAGCAGCCAGGGCGCCAUUCUCCAGGCCCUGAGGACCGCUCUGAAGCAGAGGGCCCUGGAGACCAGGCCUCCAGGGGUGCAGACCUGAGGCUGCUCAGAGUCCUCACUGCCCUCAGGGCCACACUGUGACCUUCCAGGGGCUGAGGGCUUAACCCAAUCUGCAGCUACAGCAGUCUUCCAGCUUUACUACUAACAUGCCCAGCCCACAUCUUGGAAUGUGGCUGGAGUUCCCGGCUGUCCCAGGCCUGGGCCACCUUCGCAGCUAGUCUCACUGCCUAAAGGAGGCUAUGCCUCCACCCAAAGUUCUGCUGAGAGUCCUCUGGUGUUUUAUGUACUGUGUGAACACCUCUUAACCUCCCUCACUCAAGAAUACACGCGCACACACAGAUUGGACUCUGGCUGGUUUAAGAAGAGUUGAAAAUAAACUCUUCACUAGGCUAGUGUGUGGAAUAGCUGGUCCAACCAGAUAUAUACAUAAUCACUUUCACGUGGAGUGAAUUUGGGGUGCAAGCUGUAGGUACCAGAUCAGGAGUAGGGAUAAGAAAGGCUGGAGAUGGUCUAACCUGACAGGUGGCUUCAGGCAUCAGAAAUCACAGUAUGUCCUGAACGUAUUCCUGCCCCUCCCCCCCAUAGCUAAAUUUAUUCCUAGCAUUUUGUUCUUCUUGAUGAUGAUGUACAUUGAAUUAUUUUCUUAAUUUUAUUUUCAUAUUAUUCAUUGCCAUUUUAUGGAAAUACUAUUGAAUUUUGUAUAUUGAUCUUAUAUUCAGCCAUCUUGCAGACCUUAUUAUUGGCUCUAACACUUUUUUUUUUUUGCAGUUUAUGGCCGGGGCUGGGUUUGAACCCACCACCCCUGGCAUACCCUACUCCUUUGAGCCACAGGUGCCACCUGGCUCUAACACUUUUUUAUGUAUUCCUAGAAUUUUCUAUAGACAGAUCAUGUCUUCUAAAAAUAGAGAUGAUUUCUUCUUCCUUUCUGAUGUGGGUGCCUUUAUUUCUUUUUCUUUCCUAAUUGCCCUACUAGAGCCUCCAGUACAAUGUUGCAUAGAUGUGGCUGGAGUAGACAUACUUGUUUUGUUCCCAAUAUUUGGGGGAAGGUAUUGUGUUUCUUACCAUUCAAUGGGAUAUUAGUUGUGGGUUUUUCUUAGACAUCUUUUAUCAGGUUGAAGAAGUUCCCUUCUCUUCCUAGUUUGAUUAUUGUUAUUAUAAAAUGGUGUUAAAUCCUUUUGUCAAAUCCUUUUUCUGAGUCUAUUGAGAUGACUGUAUGGAUUUUGUUCUAUAUUCUAUUAGCAUGCUAUAUUACAUUAAUUAAUUUUUGGAUGUUAAACCAUCCUUGUAUUCCUGGGACAAUUUCCACUUGAUCAUGGUAUAUAAUCCUUUUUAUGUACUGUGCGAACACCUCUUACCUCCCUCACUCAAGGGUACACACACAUAACCAAACUCACCCACCACUAUUGCUACCCUGGCCCCAGGUAGGAGUUGCAAUGGGAGUGUUAAUAUAGACCUUGGUUCAGGGAUUGCCCUAACAUGCUGUCCUCUCUCUGCACUUUUCUUUCCUCUGCUUCAUCUGUAUUUUGCUUUAUUUUAAUUCUCCACUUUCUCUAUUUUAUCCAUAAACUCUUAUGUUUUUAACAAUGAUGAUAAUGGAAUUUGCUAUUUUAUUUUAUGCCAGGCAUUUUACAUUAAUGCCCUUAAUUCUCACAACUGCCUAAUGUGUGAGUAUUAUCUCAUAGUAUUAUCUCUAUGUUGUCAAUGAUGAAACUCACAGGUGAGAAAAGAAAAAAGAAUCCCAUGACUUGAUCAGCUGGGAGCUGGCCUGGCACCAGCCUGCUGGGCCAUGGUGUCCUCCUGAUGCAUGCAUCUAUUUCACAGAGCACAAGUGUCAGGCUGUGAUGGAGCAAGAUAGAAACAAGGCCAAUCCAUAAGUUAGUCUGAGCACAGACAAAUGCAUGAGCUCUGUGAAACCACACAAAUGGCCAACAUUGCCCUCUCCCUUUCCACACGAAAGAUUGCUGUUUCUUUACCAAUUAUAGCUUUUUAGCCCUGCCCUCUUCCUCCACCUGCCUUGAUAAAAAUUGUGAAGCAACCCAAUUGUAGAAUUGCCCCCACU
This is a messenger RNA of Nycticebus coucang (slow loris), 4556 nucleotides long. RefSeq names its product phospholipase A2 group IVD (gene PLA2G4D). The transcript is spliced from 21 exons. Bases 192 to 2537 code for a protein of 781 amino acids. Gene Ontology annotation, molecular function: calcium ion binding; calcium-dependent phospholipid binding. Lineage: Eukaryota; Metazoa; Chordata; Mammalia; Primates; Lorisidae. Gene Ontology annotation, biological process: glycerophospholipid catabolic process. Gene Ontology annotation, cellular component: cytosol. The record is from RefSeq and is a predicted model, not a curated record.